Messenger RNA from Acanthochromis polyacanthus (spiny chromis), 1090 nucleotides. Its product is annotated as dehydrogenase/reductase SDR family member 11-like. Gene Ontology annotation, molecular function: oxidoreductase activity. Lineage: Eukaryota; Metazoa; Chordata; Actinopteri; Pomacentridae. The transcript is spliced from 8 exons. The record is from RefSeq and is a predicted model, not a curated record. Bases 90 to 857 code for a protein of 255 amino acids.
UGUGCUGCAUUCAGGGCUCCGUGGCUGUCAGACUCUCCAUCUUCUCUUCUUCUUCUGUGUCUGUAGCAGGUUCUCGGUGUAUCGCUGUGAUGGACCGCUGGAAGAGCAGAGUGGCUCUGGUGACCGGAGCCUCGGUGGGGAUCGGGGCGGCCGUAGCCAAAGAGCUGGUCCGCUGUGGGAUGACGGUGGUGGGCUGUGCCAGGAACGUGGACAAAAUCAAGGAACUGGCAGCAGAGUGUAAAAACGCAGGCCACAGUGGUGUUUUGGUGCCUAUCAAAUGUGAUUUGACCAAAGAGGAGGACAUUCUGUCCAUGUUUGCAACCGUCAAAGUGCAGCACAAAGGCGUAGAUGUUUGCAUCAACAAUGCCGGAUUGUGUCAUCCAGAGCCGUUAUUAAGCGGUAAAACCAGCGGCUGGAGGAACAUGCUGGAUGUAAACGUUGUUGGGUUGUCCAUCUGCACACGUGAAGCGUACCAGUCGAUGAAAGAAAGAAAUGUUGAUGACGGGCACAUCAUCAACCUCAACAGCGUUGUUGGACAUUUCGUACCUCCUGUUAGUGAUGGACAUUUCUACGCUGGCACCAAGUUUGCAGUGACCACCCUGACUGAGGGCUUGAGGCAGGAGCUGCGUGAGGCCAAGAGCCACAUCCGGGCCACAAGUAUUUCUCCUGGUGUUGUGGAGACAGAAUUUGGUUAUCGUGUCUACAGCCAAGAACCAGAAAAGGUUAAAAUGCUGUACUCUCAACAUAAGAAUCUGUCUGGAGGGGAUAUUGCAGAAGCUGUUUUGUACAUCCUCAGUGCCCCUCCAAAUGUGCAGAUUGGAGAACUCAAGAUCACACCUGUGGAGUCUCCGUUCUAGUGAUGCACUAUGUGACAGCUGACAAAUUCUUCAUGUGAAUGUUUCACGACAGCUAUGAAAGUAAUAAUUUCAUAUCAUCCUGGACUCACUUUGGUCGUGGAAUUCAAACUGUAUUUUUUCUAAAUGAUGCUGCCACCACCAUGCUUCAUGGUGGUCACGGUGUGUUUGUGAUAAUGUGCAGUGUUUCAGUAUUUAUAUUGAAAUAAAUAACUGAAUAAAGCAGAACAGUGAAA